Molecule: messenger RNA, 1305 nt
Organism: Capronia epimyces CBS 606.96
Lineage: Eukaryota; Fungi; Ascomycota; Eurotiomycetes; Chaetothyriales; Herpotrichiellaceae
Exons: 2
Coding region: 1-1305 (434 amino acids)
Biological process (GO): G protein-coupled receptor signaling pathway
Cellular component (GO): membrane; G protein-coupled receptor homodimeric complex
Molecular function (GO): mating-type factor pheromone receptor activity; pheromone binding
Source: RefSeq, a predicted model, not a curated record
AUGGCUGAACGCACCAUUCCGGCCGUGGCACUCACCGCCCCAACAAGCUAUCCCACCGCAGGAGUCGGCGGCUAUUACUACGACACGGCCUUCGGCGUCCCGACCUACAGCAGCGCUGCUUUCAACCAGACUACCUGGCGUCUUCUCGACAAUUGGGAUCAUGUCAACGUCAACUAUGCCUCCAGCGAAGGGCUAGCAGCCGGUUUGGGCUGGGCAACCUUGAUCUACCUCCUCGCCCUGACCCCCAGCCACAAGAGAACUACACCUUUCCACUGCUUUCUUCUCGUUGGAUUGGUCUUCAUGCUUUUGCAUCUCAUGACAAACAUCAUCGCGGCCCUCACACCUGGCUUGAACACUACCUCUGCUUACACCUAUGUCACCCUCGACAUCGCCUCUAGCGUCUGGCCUCGCAAGUACACCGCAGUCUACGCCAUCAGCGCAGUUGCGUCAUGGAUCGCCUUCGUCUUCGCAGCAAUUUGCCUGUGGCUGCAGGCAAAGGGACUAAUGACUGGCGUCAGAGUCCGGUUCAUUAUCGUCUACAAGGUCAUCCUCAUGUACCUCGUGAUGGCAUCCAUGAUUGCACUCGCAACUUGCAUGGCAUUUAACAUCCAGCAGAUCCUGUACAUUGGCAAGACAGUGGAUCUGGAAGAUAGCACAACCCUGCUUCGUCUCCGGAACGCCUACUUGAUUACAUACGCAAUCAGCAUUGGCAGUUUCUCGCUGGUCUCAAUUUGUUCGAUCAUGGACAUCAUUUGGCGACGACCUUCCAAGGUGAUCAAGGGCCACAACAUCUUUGCUUCGGCGUUGAAUCUGGUCGGGCUGCUAUGUGCCCAGUCAUUCAUCGUGCCUUUCAUCUUCUGCAUCUUGCAGGUCAUUCCCAACAGCAGCGGGGUGAUGCUACCUGAGAUCAUGCUCCUACCUUCGGUCUAUGUGGUUCUCCCGCUUGGCUCGCUCUUCAUGACUGUCAAUUCUGCAGACGCGGAGACCCACAAAGGUUCUUUCCCCCCCAAACCCAGCCCGAGUCCCUUCGAUCGCUCCCCGACCCUGACCAACGGUACUCUUCCCGGCUCACGACCAGAGUCCUACGUCCUCAACGCCUCCCCUGACAAGGGUCACGCGCAACGCAAGUCUGUCUGCAGCCAAAUCGACCGCGAGCUCAACCUCAUCGAUUCCCUUGACACUCUUGCGGGUCACGAGGCCGAUUCCAUGUUGCAUGACCACGGCAACAAAAACAGCAAAGCUCAUGGAAAGGACAACCGUCAUCGUGCUGAUACCACCCACGUCAGUUCAGAAGAGAUGGUCUGA